AUGAAUUCUGUCGCGAACGAGACUGUCGAGUUUGAGCUGCCGUACUUCAAAGAGCCUCACUGGUUAGAGAUCGUUCGCUUGACACUCGAGUUCUUCAUCGCAACUCUCGGCAUAGUAGGAAAUGUCGUGGUAUGCUUAGUCAUAACUUUCCAACCCCAGAUGCAGACCGUUAUCAACUUCUACAUUAGAAACCUCGCCAUUGCAGAUCUAGGAAUACUUCUCUUCUCCUUCCCGCUAACGGUAAUUAAGGAACAAGAUCCAUAUCACUGGCCCCUGGGUGAAUACUUCUGUCGGUUUCUGUAUCCUGUCAAUGAUAUAUUUUACGGUGUUUCAGUGUGGUCCAUAACCUUGAUUGCCAUAGAUCGCUACAGAGCAAUAGUUGGAGGCCGUAUUCCUAAGCGAAAUUCCCUCAAUUUCAGAUCAGCAAGAUGGAUGAUUCUUGGCGUGUGGAUAAUGUCCUUCUUGGUCAUCUCCCUGCCUUUGUAUUUCGUGAUGACGUUCAUUGACCAGAACUCGUACAUCGAUUGUACUCCAAUCUGGCCGAGCGCCGAGCGAGGAAAUCUGGGAGAGAUGCAACAAAUCUACAGUAUCGCGAUCAUUGUAUUCUGGUAUGUUCUGCCACUCACCAUUAUCGUUGGAACAUUCCACAGCAUUUCAGUAAAGCUCCGAGUCAGCACUAACUUUAACAGAUCCAUACAAGAAGAGUGUAACGAAUCCGAAUCCCGCAACGCUCGCAAAAGACUUCGUGAGCGACAAAACAGUAGAGCUAAGAAGCUUUUAACACCUGUCGUAAUAGUUUUUGCUGUCACUAUGCUUCCCGUUAAUGUUUUCCGCCUCUCGGUUAUGUAUUGGGAAGGAAUUUCUAAGCACAAAUACUUGUGGGUUUUUUACAAUGUUUGCGUGAUCUUCGUCAUUGCAAACUCGUCGGCAAAUUUUUUCAUUUACUCCCUUGUGAGCGACGAGUUUCGCCAAAGUUUUAAGCGCCUCAUUUGUCGUAAUUCUAACUCUACUUCUCGUAGUACAACAGACAGAACUGUUCGAAGUCCACUUCACAGUCCUUUAAACCUAAGUCCUACAAAUUUAUACCCAACCAACACUGACAGACAAGAAUAA
Messenger RNA from Pocillopora meandrina, 1113 nucleotides. Lineage: Eukaryota; Metazoa; Cnidaria; Anthozoa; Scleractinia; Pocilloporidae. The record is from the annotation of a GenBank genome assembly.